Molecule: messenger RNA, 3660 nt
Organism: Ruditapes philippinarum (Manila clam)
Lineage: Eukaryota; Metazoa; Mollusca; Bivalvia; Venerida; Veneridae
Product: sodium- and chloride-dependent GABA transporter 2-like
Exons: 15
Coding region: 1604-3433 (609 amino acids)
Biological process (GO): sodium ion transmembrane transport
Cellular component (GO): membrane
Source: RefSeq, a predicted model, not a curated record
UGCCUGAUAAUAAAGAUUGUCUGUACCAAAAAUAACAACAAUAUUUUACGAUCAGAUGGUGUGGCUCGGAGACAUUUAUAUUGAAUAGGACAAAUAUUUAACAUUUAGGAAAUUUGGAGACCAAAAAACCGGCAACACUCAAGGAGUAAAUUAAAGAACAACAAAAUUGACAGUUAUUGUAUCUUAGAAAGACGCUGCAACACUGUCUUUGAGAUAUGGCAUUGUUAAUUGUAAGUGAUACAUUCAACGUUAGAAACUGAAUUAUCCCCAGGACCAAAUAAAAGAUCUUCCCGAGGAAAAUAUGGCAAGUUUUAUUAUCGUUCAAUAAGGAAUAUUUCGAAGACAAGGGAAUUUUUAUCGUUCAGUAAGGAAUAACGAAGACACAGGGAUUAUAUAACGAGUUUGUAAGUACUAAGUAAACAACAGUGGAUUUUUGGUUUGGAUUUGAAAUUUUUGCUUUAAAUGCGGAAUAUACACGGCAGAAUUUGAAAUUUUUGCUUUAACUGUGGAUUAUACUAGGUGCAUUAUGUGGCUAUAAUGUUUCCCUGAUAAUUGUUAAAGGGUGGUAAAAAAUAUCUGAUUCUAGUAAUAAGUUGCAAUGUCUGUGACUUUAACCUCAGAAUCAAUAUUAAAGAACUUGGAAUUAAAUGUGUCUGAAAAUUAUUACAGAGAAACUCAGUGAAUUGAAUGGAAUUAAUUAGUGGCACAAGGCAAAUUAAGAGAUGAUUUGUAUGAUAAAAUAAAUGUUUUAGAACUUUAUCGAAGGAGGCAGGUUAGUGACAAAGUGGAAAAUAUUUUACAAAUUGGUGAUAGUUAAACAGAGAUAUAAGAGGAAAUUAAUGAUGCAAAAGAGGAAAUAACUAUAGGAAAGAGAAAAAUAACCAAAAAGUAAUAAUAUAAAGGGAGGUAAUAAAGUAAAAGAGAAGACAAAUUAAUUCAAGGGAGGUAAUUAAAAAGAGAAAAAAAUAUGUUAUGAAAGGGGAAAAUUAGGUGAUAUAAGCAAUAGAAGAAGGCAAAAGUGUAAUUUAAAGGGAGGUAAGAAAGUAAAAAAAAAAAAUGGCGGAGUAGUAAAAAAGGGGAGGUAAUAAAGAAAGGGACAAGUUAUUGAUAUUGAAGGAAGUAGAAGAUAAAGUUAUAACAAGGGGAGAUAAUAAACAUAGGGAAAUAAAAAAAGGAGGUAACAAUACAAACCUAAAGGGCUAAAAAUAAUUAAAAAGGAAGGUAAGAUGCAGGAGAUUAAAGAUCAGUGUGAAAGUUAAAAAAAGGAAGUAAUAAACAAAAGGAAUAGGAAAGUAAUUGAAAAAAGAGGCAAUUAUAUAAAGGUGAGAAAAGGCAGAUAAUUGCAAAGGAGAAGUGUAAAUGUUUUACUGUAUGAGGAAAUUUUUUUAAGGAAAAAAAGGACAUUGAUCGACAGACUUAAAUAAAUAAGCUAGUAAGUCGCUUUACACUUAAGGAAUGGUGUGAGAAAAGAGUUUUAAUUAGCAACAAGCCAAUAAAAUUACCAGCAAGUGCAUAGAAACGUCAGAAAGUGCACAGAAUCAGCGACAAGGAUAUUUAAACACCAGCAAAUCAACCCAGAAACACAAGACAGAGCAAUUUAAUAAUGGCUGGAGAGGUUGCACCGUGGAAUUUGCUUCAGAUAGCCUUUAUUGUGGUAUAUCCGGCAUGGCUCUGUUUUACACGCAUGCCAUCAGGCAUGUCCCUGCUGGCAGCGUACAUAUUUCUAUUUGUCCUCUGUAUACCACCUGUAUUUAUACAGCUGAAGAUUGGCAAUCAUCAACAGAAAGGCAUUGUCGGCUUACUUAGUAAACAUUUACCUAUACUUAAAGGUGUUGGUAUAACAUUACUUAUACAGCUCUUUCUGGUAUGUGUGUACAUGGUUCCCUUGGUAACACAUUAUGGAAUGUACGCCUUUAUCGCCAUAGCAAAAACUCCCUACGUCUGGGGCACACAUGACAAUACGUGGAACACGCAGCCGUGUCCAGGUCACGUUGAGGUCGCAUCUAACGUUAAACUUGGUGUGAUCUAUGAUACUCCAAAAUCUGCAGACCUACUUCCAGAAUCUCAAUUUUUCCAUUGCGAGUAUCUACAGAUAUCUGGGAAUAUAUCGGAUGUACGAGGGUUUCCCGUCUGGACAUUUUCUCAAGAAGUAAAAAACUUCAACGGCUCAAUUCUUCCGAUGGCCAUGGUAGCUGCAUGGUUAUUCAUAUUUCUAGCCCUAGCAUUCGGACCUCGAGUCUGCGGAUGGAUAUUGUUUGUGCUAGGCCCAGCAUUCCUGGCACUGUUAUUUACAGUACUGGGUUAUGGAUACAGUCACCUAGAUAGUAACGGUUCUAACACAUUCCUUUACGAGUUAUAUAACCUCGAUAUGACCCAGUUUCAUAAUCUACACAAUGAAAAUACACCACUAGUAAGGGAUUGGGUGUCAGGUUUCAGACUAGUGAUGGACUCAGUUCCGGUGUGGACGGCUAUAUUACCAACCAUGGGCAAGAUGACCGGAAAUGGUCGUCUCAGUAGGAACAUUUCAUGGUUAUUUAUUAUCCUGGUAUAUGCAGCAACAUGCCAGCUUCCUCAGUUAUGUAUGGCACCUUACAUUGGUAAUCUACAACAAGUUCUUCCAAAUCAGCUGUUUAAAAUUGUCGGUUUUGAGGCAAUAUUUACAACGAUGGCCGCAGCUUUCACAGAGUUAGAAAUCCCCCCUGUGUAUGCCCUGUUGUUCUACUUGUCUGUAUUCAUAGCUGGAAUGAUGUUCCUGAUCGUAGCUUUAUUCACAAUUUUGGAUAAUCUUGUUGAGGGGUUGGCAAGUUGGAGCGAGACAUUCCAAGAGAAGAAAUGCUGUGUUAAUUUCUGCGCAGCAUUUGCUAUUACAUCUGUAGGGGUUGGAUGUUCCAUUUUACACACGACACAGGCUGGAUUAUACUAUAUUAUUAUAAUGGAUCAGUGUGUAACAAAGUUAUACUUCCUCACGGUGGCACUAUAUGGUUUCUGUCUGGUCAUUGUGUAUGCAAAACAGAAUUUUGGUAUUUUAGAAAGAAUUAUUAUGUCCACAUGGUGUGCCGUUUCCACAAUCAUUACAACAGCGAUAUUCUUAUACUACUUUGUAACGGAACUUAGUACAAUACCUGGCUACAACAAUGUCAGGAUACAAGGCACAUGGGAUCUCGUAUGUUGGUUGCUAGCCGCCGCACCUUUUAUAGCGAUUCCCGCAGCUAUGAUACACAGUUGUCAACAAGAACAUGGAUCUUUCGGACAGAAAAUGAAGUAUGUGUGUUGUGGAGUUACACAAGACCCUUACGACCCACCUAGCGAGUUCGGUUAUCACAGACCGGAGCCAAGUGCACCGCCGUACGGAACGUCUGACACGAGAACGUACACAUACAUGGACGAUGGCUACCCGAUGGACGAAGUGCCUUACUAUAAGACAGUUGAUUAGUCCUGAGCAAUACGGAAAUACAUUUUUAAAAGUAUGACAUAUACAUUACAAUGAUAUUCAUGUGAACAUUCAGGAUGGACACUAUUUAUAGUAAUGAUUAUCGUGAAAACGAAACAGAAUAAAAUUCAUCGUAAAGGUUGUCACUUUAUAAUGGGAAGUUAUCGUACAAUACUCAAGAUACAAGAAUAGGAGGAAUUAAUUUACAUGUCAGGAUUAGAUUCUGAAAA